AUGUCGAAAACACUUGUUUAUCAAACAAAUAAAGAGUUUGAUAAAUGUGCUGAACUCUUACGAAGUAUCGUCAACGCACAAAAAUCACGUCGAGAUUCUUCAUCACCAAUUGUUCAUAAAGACAGCCGAAAAGAAAAGCAAAAUUCGUCGACAAAUAGGCAACUAAAAAAACAGAGUAGUAAAAUAACGAUUACGAAAACGUCUUUCAUUAAAACAAAUAAGCAUAAUGGAACAAACAAGCAUGAACGACGAUCAUUCUAUUCACCGCAAAGACCUUCCCAUUCGACAGUCGAGAUGUUGUGCGACUCCGGCUUAUCGAAAAAUCGCCUCAGUCCAAAUAAAUCUCGUAAGCAGCCCUCUCCAUGUCAAACGACUCGACAACAUUUAAUAUCAUCAUUACCGACAAAUAAAAUCUCGGCAAAAUCAUGUUCGCGUAGUUCAAUUAAAGACGAAUUCAUCCGUAGUUCAUCGUGUAGUGAUCUUGGCUCAUUAAAAUCUAAUCUCAUGCAGAAAGAACAGACGCGUUCCGUUCUUGAACAUUUCCUCACUUCUCUGUCACGAAUACGAAUCAUUUCUAAACAAAUUCGAUCGCAUCAUAACGAUAAGGAAAGUCUUUUCCUUUGGAAUGAGCUUGAAAAUUGUCUUUCAGUAGCGAUGUCCUAUGCAAAAAAUGAUAUUCAAUUUCAAUUAUCUUUAGUUCCAUUACGAAGCGAAAUACUCGAACUUCGAAGACAAUUACAAACAACAAAUAGUCAUCUCUAUAAAUAUAAUCUAAUCCGUCGAAGUGACGAUCGAUAUGUGGAUUUACAGAAGAAAUUCGAUACAAAUCAAACUCAAUGUCGACAAUUAUCGUUGCAUAAUGAACAAUUGAAAAGUAAAUGUCAGAAUUUACAAGACAAAUUCGAUCAUUUACAACGAAAUCAUGUACAACUCAUUCAACGAAUAACUCAACAAAACAUUCGAUCAGUCGCACAACGAACAGAAUGGAUUUCAACGGACAAUCAUUUUCUCCUACGUGAAGAAAUUAUCUUUCUGAAAGAAAAGUUAUAUCAUGUUUACGAUGAUCUGGCAACAGUAUUCAACCAAAAUCAUCAAUUAGAAUCGAAUAUAAAACAACAGAAAAAGCAAUUGUCACAUUAUGAACAACAGUUCAAAAAUUUAAAACAAUCAGCUCAAUGUCUUUUACAUGAUGUAAAUAAUCGAUCAGUUGAAGAUAAAACGAGACAAUUUUUGAGUAAUAUUCUCCAUGAUCAACAUGAAGCAAAAAUAUCUCCAAGUACUGUACAUCAAAUUCAUGUAACUCCAUUAAAACCUGUAAAUUCGUCUCCGUUGUAUUUUACAUCUCCUCAAAAACCCAAUGUGAUUUUCACAUCAUCUCAACAACCAAUAGCAGCACAUCGUACACACGUAUCUCCAACGAAAACAACGAAUAGAUUUCGACCGAAAUCGCUUUUUGUGACUCCAACAAUUCUGAAUGAUUCAAAUGUUUUGUCGAAAUUUCGAGAUCAUCGAGAUCCAACUGUUGAUAUCACUCAAUAUUCGUCAUCAACAAUUGAUGAUGCUGAUUCGACUUUAACAUCGUCAUCGUCGUCAAUCUCUCUAUGUUAUCCACAACGAAAACGGAAGAACUUGUACAACAGUUUACCAACUUUGACUCAGUCAUCCAGUAUUAACUGUCCGAAAACAGCAAAAUAUCGUGAAAAUUAUAAUAAUGAAAGCGAUCCAGAAUUAGAUGAAAUAUCGAAUUUAACUUCAAAGUUGUUCAGUUCAGAAGAUCACGUGGAUAUUCCUAUUCGAGAUGUGAAUAUUUCCACAAGUUCGUCAUCAACACCGUCAACUAGGUUAUCUGAUGCUGAGAGACGUAUUCUUAUCUAA
Molecule: messenger RNA, 1875 nt
Organism: Adineta ricciae
Lineage: Eukaryota; Metazoa; Rotifera; Eurotatoria; Adinetida; Adinetidae
Source: the annotation of a GenBank genome assembly